Molecule: messenger RNA, 453 nt
Organism: Octopus sinensis (East Asian common octopus)
Lineage: Eukaryota; Metazoa; Mollusca; Cephalopoda; Octopoda; Octopodidae
Product: protein GVQW3
Exons: 2
Coding region: 1-453 (150 amino acids)
Source: RefSeq, a predicted model, not a curated record
AUGAGCCGCACACAAGUCUACGAUUGGUACAGACGUUUCCAAUAUGGCCGGAGAAGUGUGGAUAGUGAUGAACGGUCAGGGAGACCCGCAACCAGCAGAACGAAUAAAAACAUCGCAGAUGUGCUUGAAGCUUUGAAGAGAAAUCGAAAAAUCACCAUCCGUAAGUUAUCAAAGGAUGUGAACAUUAGUUACGGUUCGGUUCAGUCCAUUAUCACCGAAGAUUUGGAUAUAAAACGCGAGCCUGCGAAAGUCGCUAAAAUGUCUGGUACUGUGAAAAACAAACCGGCGACACCUAAGAAGGCAGCAUUGAAGUCUGCCAACUCUCCCGCAAAAUCCAGUGUAGUCAAACCCGAAGAAGCCAGCGAAGAAUGUGAAGAAGCAGAAACCCGUCAAGAAACUAACAGCGAAGAAAGCUACCAAAAAAAUUGUUAUCUUUGGAAUAUUAAGAAAUGA